Messenger RNA from Podarcis lilfordi (Lilford's wall lizard), 925 nucleotides. The record is from the annotation of a GenBank genome assembly. NCBI's taxonomy places the organism in Eukaryota, Metazoa, Chordata, Lepidosauria, Squamata, Lacertidae.
ACUUUUUCUGUUUUUCUCAGAUUUACAAAUGAGAGUCAACAAGAGCAUGGUGAAUAGCUUCCUGCUACUGGGAUUCUCUGAUCUGCCAGGUCUGGAGGGUUUGUUCUUCUCCAUUUUCCUAAGCAUCUAUGUUUUGACCCUGAUUGGGAACAUCCUCAUAAUAGCUGUCACACUGGCUAACCAGGCACUCCACAGCCCUAUGUAUUUCUUUCUCAGAAACUUGUCCUAUCUAGAGAUCUGCUGCACAUCAGUCAUUAUUCCCAAGAUGCUUGAAAACCUCCUAUCAAAGGACAAAACUAUUUCAUUUGUUGGUUGUGCCUUUCAAAUGUGUGGCUUCCUCAUCACAGGGGCAGCAGAGUGCUUCCUCUUGGCUGCCAUGGCAUAUGACCGCUAUGUUGCCAUUUGCCGGCCCCUGCAUUACACCCUGAUUAUGAGCAGUAGAGUGUGUUUUGUGCUGGUUGCAGCUUCGUGGCGAGCUGCCAUUCCAGUGCAACUCGGGCAGACUUUCCUGGUGUUCACUUCUUAUUUCUGUGACUCCAAAGAAAUUAACCACUUCUUCUGUGACUUCCCUGCUGUGGUCAAACUUGUAUGUGGAGAUACAUCUAUAAAUGAGAAGAUGGCUCUGGUAGCUUUACUUGGACUAAUACCCUUUGCAUUGAUCUUCAUGUCAUACAUGUGCAUUGCCUCCACCAUUUUCAAGAUGUCAUCUGUGGAAGGGAGGCAAAAGGCCUUCUCAACAUGCUCCUCACAUCUCAUGGUAGUGAUGUUGUUUUAUGGCUCUGGAAUAACUGUGUAUUUGAAACCUAAAAGCCAUUUCCAUGACACAGACAAAAGCCUUUCACUCUUGUACACUGUCCUGCCACCUUUGUUAAAUCCUCUUAUUUACAGUUUGAGGAACAAGGAAGUCAGAGUUGCUCUCAGAAGU